Messenger RNA from Drosophila sulfurigaster albostrigata, 1721 nucleotides. Its product is annotated as monocyte to macrophage differentiation factor. Gene Ontology annotation, cellular component: membrane. The record is from RefSeq and is a predicted model, not a curated record. The coding region runs from base 210 to 1079 and encodes 289 amino acids. NCBI's taxonomy places the organism in Eukaryota, Metazoa, Arthropoda, Insecta, Diptera, Drosophilidae. Gene Ontology annotation, molecular function: pore-forming activity. The transcript has 5 exons.
GUUAUCGAAGUGCAUGGCCAUCAUCGAUAGCCUCUCUUAGUCGCGUCGAGGAGAAAGCAUAAAAGCAUAAAUGUAUUUACGGCAAGCAAAACAGCAAGAACGACAGUCGCAGCAUAACGUACCGAGCUCGGAAGGCUCAACAAAUAGCGCUGUCCGUAACAUCGCCAACAUACAUUUCGCUUGUGCGGAGGCCGCCGCCGCCUGAUACGAUGAACACCUUGGUGCAGGACAUACAAAAUCGAUACUCAUUCCUGGAUCAUCUGUUCCGGCAUGUGUGGACCUCCAUCAUACAGUCGAACAUCAAGCUCAAGCAUCAGCUGCGCAACAUUCAAUGGAAGAAUGCCAAAGCCAAGCCAGGCUGUGCCUAUCAACCAACAGAGAUCGAACAGCUGGCGAAUGUGAUUACGCAUGGCAUUUGGAUAGUGCCCGCUGUGUUUGCGGUCAUCAAGCUGUUUGAACGCUCCAAUAGCGCUGGCCAGUAUCUGGUCUCUUGGGUUUAUGGCACUGCGCUCUGUAUGCUCUUCACCAUCUCCACAUUCUUUCACUGCUCCUGCUACUGUGCCGAGCACAAACCGCCCAAGCAAUACAAGACUUGGCCGGCAUUUGGCUGGCACACUUAUCAGGGCCUGAAGAAUGUCUUGCAUCGCUGCGAUCGAGCCAUGAUCUAUGUCUUUAUUGCCGGCUCGUAUUUUCCUUGGCUGACGCUCGAGAAUACGAAUCAUUCGGCCAUACUCUUUUGCAUGGAAUGGAUCAUUUGGUUGAUGGCUGCCAUUGGCAUUGCCUAUCAGCAGCUUUACCAUGAGCGUUACAAGUGCCUGGAGACAUUCUUUUAUAUAGUAAUGGGAUUGGGACCGGCGCUUGUGGUGAUGUUCACCGGACACGAUUUCAAUGGCAUGAUCCAGUUGAAAUACGGCGGAGCGUUCUACAUUUUGGGCAUCGUGUUCUUCAAGUCAGACGGCCUCAUUCCCAUGGCCCAUGCCAUUUGGCAUCUGUUCGUGGUGCUCGCAGCCGGCUGUCAUUACUAUGCGAUUCUCGUUAACCUAUAUCCCAGUGACGCCAGCAGCAAAAUUACAAACUAGUCUAAGUAUAGCUCGUCGUUGUGACUCUCCCAACUCAAACUCGGAACAAAUUUCCGGUUUGUUCUUCAUUUUUUUUUUGUUCUUUUGACGUUGUCGUUAUUGUGUACUUAACUACGGUUAAAACCACCACCACCAUCUCCACCCACAAAUACCCCGCCCAAUGGUUAUUGAUUUUAGAGCAUAUUUCGAGUCAGCCAACGUAUGUCAGAAUUGUAUUCCUUCCUUGCCACCCAUGACGAUGACGAUGAUGACGAUGACGAUGUUGAGGAGACGUCACUACUACUCCAAGAUUAGCCAAAUUUUGUAAAGAACAAAUGCAAGUAGAAUAUAGUGUAUUUCAUUUAUCGAAUUUAUUUCUAUAUAUGUACUAUAUGUAUUGUAUAUGUUGUUUGAGUUAUUCAGAAAACGGAUUUAUCUACCAACUAGUUGUAGUUUAUUAGACAAUUUGUUAGUUUGUAAGCCAAGGGUAGUGGUAGCUAUAGAACUUUUGUAAUAAUAUUAGUCCAAAGUCUUUACUUUUUUUUGUAAUCUUUCUUUUUAAGAAGUCGAGAAAAAGUCGAAACGAUUUCUUCUGCUCUUUCUCAAAAGAGUUACAAAAAAAGUCAGCAAAACUCUGUAUUCCACAAAAAUAAAAUGCAAGGU